Molecule: messenger RNA, 1087 nt
Organism: Pseudogymnoascus verrucosus
Lineage: Eukaryota; Fungi; Ascomycota; Leotiomycetes; Thelebolales; Thelebolaceae
Exons: 3
Coding region: 357-1043 (228 amino acids)
Source: RefSeq, a predicted model, not a curated record
CUUCGCGUCAGUACAUACAAUGACGCACGGUGAAGGAUAUUUGGAAGAGGAGGACGAAUACACCUGAGGGCAAUCCUGAAUGAGGCAAAACUAGUCAUAAAGGCAAUUAGACUUAUGGAACAGACGCGCCUCCUUGGGCAGUUUUGGAGUUGCGAUGCAGAGAAAAGAGACGAAGUGGAGUACUGGGGGAUAAGAUUUGUAUAUGGGUGGCAAGUGUGUGGCAAUAUUGUUAUAUAGGGUAGUUUUGGCGGAGAAGUGCAAUGGCGAAGUCAGAGAGGGAUGGAUAUGACAUCCGGGAUGGGGUGGGAGAUUUAAGGGCGAAAUUCAAAAUUUAUAAUUUUAAUACGACCUAGCAGAUGGCCCUGCAGCUCCUGCGCUCUGGACUUGGGGAGGAUCCUCGUCGCUCCCGCGCCCUCGCUGCCCUCCUCACCCUCCCCGACGCCCGCCACUUGGAGUUUCGUGCCCUUGUCCCUAGCGACCCGCCGAACCUCUCGAGGAUGCAGAACCUCGAGGCGGCGGUUGGGUAUACGGUCGGCGAGCUUGUCCAGCCGCCAUGUACUGACUGCGCGGCUGGAUACGGCCAGUUUGCGGGUGCGUCCGGGUGGAGGGAUUCCUCAUGGGAGCUGCACGAACUGCCACUUCGGUGGCGAAGGCGCGCGCUGCUCGCUGCGCGCUUCUGCGGCCCCCUCCGCGCCCGUCUGCGUGCCCGCCGCCCUGCUGCGGCGGCCGCAUCAUGCGCCGUCGAGGUGCUUACGGGUGGGGUGGGCCGUGGGUCGAAGCGGGCUGCCCCCCCGUCGAAAGAUACGGGCCCGUCCCGCCGCGCCCGCACGUUGUCGCCUGCUCGCGCUGCUGCUGCCCGCGCCCCUCCCUCCCGCCGCCCUGACGACCCCUACUAUGUUGGGAAUGAGGAUCACCCAACCCAUACCCUCCAUGCGUGGAUCGAGCGUUUCCGGGCCGCAAGCCCGGCCUCCCGUAGGAGGCUCCGCCUAGGGCACACCCUUGCUGGGGUGAUAGUUCCUAUAGUUCCUUAUAGUCCCCUUUAGCAUAAUACCUCUAUAUAAGUAGGUAGUUAGUUCUUAGAUAGGAG